Naegleria lovaniensis is the source of this 330-nucleotide messenger RNA. RefSeq lists its product as uncharacterized. The record is from RefSeq and is a predicted model, not a curated record. Lineage: Eukaryota; Heterolobosea; Eutetramitea; Acrasida; Naegleriidae. The transcript is spliced from 2 exons. Gene Ontology annotation, cellular component: cytoplasm; Ragulator complex. Bases 1 to 330 code for a protein of 109 amino acids.
AUGGAUGAAUCUGUGAAACAGUUGAAUCAACAGGUUCAAUCACAAGAAGAGGAAAUUUUGGGAUAUUGUUGUGCAGACAACAAUGGAUUUUGUAUUAAUUCUUUUGGGAAUCUUGAAAAUAAUGCAGAGGCAACAUCAGGAUAUAUUAGAGGAAUUUUAAAAAGAGCAAAUCGCUUGGCACUUUCUAACGGUCAAUCAAACCCGGUUGUGGUUGUGGAAUGUGAUUCUACCAAGUAUAUUUUGCAAAGCCAAGACAAUGCUAAUGUUUGUGUUGUUCGGAAAUCAUCACAAAACAACUUGUCUUCGGAGUCAGAGCAAGAAAAAGAAUAA